Messenger RNA from Malus domestica (apple), 1231 nucleotides. Its product is annotated as CRAL-TRIO domain-containing protein YKL091C-like. The record is from RefSeq and is a predicted model, not a curated record. Lineage: Eukaryota; Viridiplantae; Streptophyta; Magnoliopsida; Rosales; Rosaceae.
UGGCUGCAUAUCAAAUUCGAGUGGUUCCUGGGCCAAGUUGUUUCUUCCACACUUUUUGCUGUCUGUUUUGAACCAAAUUCAUGGCUCAAUAGCGACGAACCAGUAUUUCGCCCCCCUUCUCCUUUCCUUACUUCUCCCUCCGUUGUCUAGUCCCCUUUUGUCCGAAGGAGAGCAGAGUGUGCGUUUCGUCAACGCAACUCUCUCUCUCUCUUCCAAUCCCGGAAACAAAGCAAGUCUCAGAAACCAAAAAUGGAGAAAACCCAAGAAAUUGCUCUGACCGAGAUGAAGAAAUCAGUGCAAAAGCUUGGAUCUUCCACUGAGAAGUUUGGAGACCCAACACUCAUGAGGUUCUUGAUUGCGAGAUCAAUGGACCCGGACAAAGCAGCGAAGAUGUUUGUUCAGUGGCACAAAUGGAGGGCUUCUUUUGUUCCAAAUGGGUUCGUUUUGGACGCCGAAGUGAAGGAUGAAUUGGACGACAGAAAGAUCUUCUUGCAGGGUUUGUCCAAGGACGGGUACCCUGUCAUGGUGGUGAAAGCAAGCAAGCAUUUUCCUUCCAAGGACCAGCUCCAAUUCAAGAAAUUUGUGGUUCAUCUGCUUGACAAAACAAUUGCAAGCUCUUUCAGGGGAAAGGAAAUUGGAAAUGAAAAGAUGAUCGGCAUUCUUGAUUUGCAACAAAUGUCAUACAAAAAUAUUGAUGCACGUGGGUUAAUCACUGGAUUUCAAUUUCUACAGUCUUACUACCCCGAGCGAUUAGCAAAGUGCUUCAUCUUAAACAUGCCACGGUUUUUUGUAAGUGUCUGGAGGAUGGUUUCUCGCUUCCUCGAGAAGGCAACACAAGAAAAGGUUGUGAUUGUGACCAGUGAGGAAGAAACAAAAAACUUCAUCAGGGAAAUCGGUGAAGAAACCUUGCCAGAAGAGUAUGGAGGACGAGCAAAGCUUGUACCUCUGCAAGAUGUUAUACUGGCACCAGUGGAGGAUUGAUUCGACAAUUGGGGGCUGCUCUCGCAGUCCGAUAUUCUAGGCAGACUUUUGUACUGUUAACCCGCUAUAUGUGCUCUCAAACAUGACCGUUAGUAGGCAGCUUCGGCCUGGUUCUCUUUGUCAUGAGUAGUAAUAUGUUGGCAUGUAUGAGGGCUUCCUUCUCAUACUCUUAUGUAAUGUAAACAAAGAAGAAAGGUUCUCCAUCUAAAUGAUGAUAAAUUCGGUUCAAAACCCAUAAGUUUUUUAGGCC